CAGAUAAAAUUCCACUGCACAGCAAAAAAACAAAACACGAAAGCCGAAGUAAAAUCCAGGCACACCCCACCAAACUUUACCGUUGCCCCCCUCACUCAUGCAAACACACGGUGUCGCUCUCUCUCUCUCUCUCUCUCAGAGUCUGAACUUUCGGCCCUCCGACGAUCCCUCAGCUAUGGCGGACCAUGAUAUCUCCUCCCCUCUCCUCUCUUCCCAGCCAUCCGAUACACCCCACCUAACCAUCAUUGUCAACGCCUCCGACUCGGAUAAUCAUCCUAACAACAAAAAUAUCAACAACGACAACAAUGGUAAUCAUCAAAACGGUCGGGAUUCUCACUCCAGAAACCCGUUCGAGUUGAUCGGUUCUAAGGGGCUGGAAGUACCCGGUCCGGCGACGGUAGACCCGUUCCGCAACGAGACUCCAACCAUCGACGGGCUAUACGAGUGGGUGAAGAUCGUGGUUUGCUUGCCGAUUGCGGCGGUCAGGCUCGUGCUAUUCGGCGUUUGCUUGCUGGUGGGAUUUUUGGCGACUAAGUUGGCGCUCGAGGGAUGGAAGGACAAACAGAACCCCUUGCCCAGGUGGAGGUCUAGGAUCAUGUGGGUCACUAGGGUUUGCGCUAGGUGUAUUCUCUUCUCUUUCGGCUAUCAUUGGAUAAGACGGAAAGGAAAACCUGCUCCAAGGGAGACCGCUCCAAUUGUUGUAUCUAAUCAUGUGUCAUUCAUUGAACCCAUCUUCUAUUUUUAUGAGUUAUUCCCUACCAUCGUGGCAGCUGAGUCCCAUGAUUCCAUACCUUUUGUUGGAACUAUUAUUAGAGCGAUGCAGGUGAUUUAUGUCAAUAGAUUCUCACCGUCAUCGAGGAAGCAUGCUGUCAAUGAAAUAAAGAGAAAGGCUUCUUGCGAUGGAUUUCCCCGAUUACUGUUAUUUCCCGAGGGAACCACAACUAAUGGAAGCGCUCUUAUCUCAUUCCAACUUGGUGCGUUCAUCCCAGGAUACCCAAUCCAACCAGUAGUUAUCCGCUAUCCUUACGUACACUUUGACCAAUCAUGGGGGAAUAUCUCUUUAGCAAAGCUCAUGUUUAGAAUGUUCACACAGUUUCACAAUUUUAUGGAGGUGGAAUACCUUCCUGUGGUAUCACCCCUCACUAAUCGAAAAGAAAGCAUCAUCCAUUUGGCUGAGAGGACUAGCCAUGCUAUUGCAACUGCACUUAAUGUUACAGAAACCUCUCAUUCCUAUGGGGACUUAAUGCUUCUUACAAAAGCAUUGCAAUCAAAGCAGGAAAAGCCUUCAAGUUAUAUGGUUGAAAUGGCUAGGGUGGAAUCGUUGUUCCAUAUAAGCAGCUUGGAAGCUGUGGACUUUUUGGAUAAAUUUCUGUCAAUGAAUCCAGACCCAAGUGGCUGUGUUAGAUUUUAUGACUUCUUAAGUGUUCUAAGACUAAAGGCUUGUGCUCUUUCUGAAGAGAUAUUUGCAUUCAUUGAUGUGGAGAAAAAUGGAACAAUCACAUUCAAGCAGUUCUUAUUUGGAUCAGCACAUGUCAUGAAGCAGCCAUUAUUCAGGCAAGCUUGUGAAUUAUCCUUCACUGAAUGCACGGCUGGGGGAAAUGAUUACAUGCUGGAACAUGAAUUGGGAGAUUUCCUUGGUCGUGGAAUCCCAGACUUGAAUGCUGAUGAGGUCCAUGGGCUGUUCAAUUUACUUGAUUCUGAUAAUGAUGGGAAGAUCAGUAAGGAUGAUUUUGAUUCCUGCCUAAGAAAGAAUCCUUUGCUGAUAGCACUUUUCUUACCUUGUUUGCUGCACAAGGGCUUCUCUUCUCAGAAGCUGGUGUUAGAACGCUGAAGGGCAUAGUGCGAUGAAUGAGUUUUUUCAUGCUCUUGCUUGAACCAGAGGCAGCUCAACUCCUCCCAUAUUGGCUUGUACUUAAAUGCUUUAGAAGUGGAAAAGAAAAAAGAAUCGAAGGCGGAAUCCAUUGUGCAGGUGGAGUUUGAUCGAUCAAUCUACUUGGAUUGGUUGGUGAAUGAGGGCAAAGACGUAUUUAGAGGUAGUAGCUCAGAAUUGCAUGCUAAAGACAAGGAUUUUCCCAUAAAAAGUAAAGACUUUGAAUGUAGCACCGAAGUGGAUGAUGCCAAUUAUUAUUGCAGUCCAGGAGCACCUUUGACCUAUUAGAUUUAUGUUUGUAUAUCUUUCAUUUCAAGUUAAAGUACGUGCCGAGUAGGUCACUCUGUUUUGUGGGCGAAAUCCCAAGGCAUGGAAACAAACAUAAAACGACAUUUUUAUGGGUGUUUGGAAGAACAUACAACAGCUGUCUGUCUCACCGCUACAGCUGUGUUGCCUAGCAUUGAUUUAGCAUUCGUGCGUUGUAUGUAUGAAUGCUAAUUUGGUCGUGUCGAUAUUGGUGAAGACAGCAUUUGCUUCUUUAUCAUUGUUGGGAAAAGACAAAGGUAGCUGGUUCUGUUAAGAGAACAGUUGCGUUUCAGCUACACAGUUAGGAUGAUGAUAUGAAGAUAGACAUUUAAGGUGUCAAGGAGAUUCAAUGCAAGGACUCCACCAAAGUAACAAAAAUAAUUUGAUUCACGGCCGGUGUGAAAGAGCGACUGGCACCGCAUAUGAAACCACUCUUAGAUAUGAUCGGCUUUAGUGGUCCGAAGGUGAAAUGAC
Molecule: messenger RNA, 2650 nt
Organism: Juglans microcarpa x Juglans regia
Lineage: Eukaryota; Viridiplantae; Streptophyta; Magnoliopsida; Fagales; Juglandaceae
Product: lysophospholipid acyltransferase LPEAT2-like
Exons: 15
Coding region: 98-1831 (577 amino acids)
Biological process (GO): phospholipid metabolic process
Molecular function (GO): lysophosphatidylethanolamine acyltransferase activity; calcium ion binding
Source: RefSeq, a predicted model, not a curated record